AUGUCGCAUACACCACCACGCCAGACCAAUGGGUCAACAACCAACAAAUUACGAGACAGCUGCCAUGCGUGUGCAUUAUCCAAGGUCAAAUGCCACAAAGAAAAACCAACAUGCUCGCGAUGCGCAAGACGCAAUAUCACCUGUGAAUAUUUUGUCACGAAACGUCCAGGGCGUAAGCUUAACAAUGGCCAGCCCACAAGCACAAGCAAUACCAACCAUAACAGCCGUCAGUCGACCAGCGCCGAGCGAUCAGAAUUUCAGACUGUACCAGGCCUGUGGCCCGACUCCACACACUCAGCAUCUGAUGCCGCGUUAUCUACACCCAAGGACAACCCAAUGACUGGUCUAUGUCUCACUCCCACAUCAAUGUCACCCGGACGCGGGGUUACCAUUGCUGGCGCUGAACCCUCCUCGUCGUCUUCAGACGAUUUCUCCUGCUUGUCGAUGCCUAUGGAACCUACGUUCGCAGGAAUAAGCAACGAAUUCGAUGACUUUUUUCCCUCGUCAAUUGACUUCCUCGAGCUAGAUACGCUGGAAACUAAUAGCUUCAUGCAAGAAAACAAUGAUCUUGCAAAUCUUCUUAUUCCGGAUGAGACUAAUUACGCCCGGGUUCAAGAAGCAGCCAUCAUUAACCGCCCGAAAUCUCAUGCAUAUAUGUCAACCUCUCCAUCGUUGAACGCUCGAGCGCGGCCAGCAACUCACACCCAUACAAUCUGCUGUCUGAUGCAGGCAUUGGAGCUCCUGAAGCCAUCGUCGAGUAAAGCACCAGCUUCGCCGGUAACCGAAGAUAUCACGACUUCCAACGACAUAGUUCAGGGCUGCUAUGCCUCAGCUCAAACCGUGGUCAUGGAGAAUAAACAGACCAUCGAAGCAGUUAGCAACAUGCUACAAUGCUCAUGCACCGAAGAUGGCUACAUCCUGGUCAUGCUAUCGAUGAUUGUCUUCCAGGUCUUGAGGCGAUACGCAGCAGUGGCACAAAACCAGUCCGGAGGAGUAACCCAGGCAGGUGGGAGCUCCUCCACAAAUGAUCAAAGCGUACAGCGCAUGGCAGCCCAGUUGAUUCUCAGCGAGUUGCACCGCGUGCAGCAAUUGGUAAAUCAGCUUUCACCAAGACUCAACCCGGAAGGGGCAGCAGGAGCGGAGCGCAAGGCUGCAAAAACAAUCAAGGAGUCCUUUUCCCCUACAACUUUGACCCAAAUAGAGAUAGAUCUGCGCAAGUGUAUUACUACGGUAUCCUCAGUAGUUAUCAACAUGCUACGUCAAUUUUAG
Molecule: messenger RNA, 1269 nt
Organism: Penicillium vulpinum
Lineage: Eukaryota; Fungi; Ascomycota; Eurotiomycetes; Eurotiales; Aspergillaceae
Gene: tpcE
Product: Zn(II)2Cys6 domain-containing transcription factor tpcE
Exons: 1
Coding region: 1-1269 (422 amino acids)
Biological process (GO): aflatoxin biosynthetic process; regulation of DNA-templated transcription
Cellular component (GO): nucleus
Molecular function (GO): DNA binding; zinc ion binding; DNA-binding transcription factor activity, RNA polymerase II-specific
Source: RefSeq, a predicted model, not a curated record